UUCGAAUUAGCUCAAAGAAGGAUGUCAAAAUUAUGCUCAACUUUCCAAACAUGUUUGAGUAUAAAUAUUUUUUGGUUCGAUUUUUUUCGAGGGUGAGUUCUCCCAGUGUACACCAAGGUUAAGGUUAAUCAUUGUGGAUGCGACGUCUACGCAUGCGCACAGGCAAUGACAGUCCGAGUCCAGUUUCCCGCCAAUGCGCGCGCGCGCUUAAAUAGCUUACGAGAUCAAAAGUUUGUGCCGUUCAAUAUUUUCGAUUAGUGACAGUGUUCGUAGAUAAAACCAAUAAAAAGGUUUGAUAAAGAGUUCUGUCAUAAGUUUUAUUUUUUAAAAGAUAAGUUUAGAUAUUUAAUCAAAAUUUUAAUUAACUUUUUUAAUAAGUGGAUAAACACAAUGGAUACAAUGAGAAGUUUCAUAAACGUGUUGGUGUUAUUUUCAAUACACAAAACUAAUAGUGAGAAUUCGUUUAAAAGUGUUCCAGUGACGGUCAAAACCUACGAAAAUGAGACUGUCUUGUUGCCCUGCUAUGUUGAUGAUACAGAGGGCCCACUUCGAGUGCGAUGGUACAAAGACACCACCCUCCUCGGCGACAGUAUGGACGCUCACCAUCUUCUGCCGCCUCGUGUCAGAAUGCACGCCAACUACAGCCUGCAGGUGGACUCCCUGGUCGCGGGAGACACUGCAGACUAUACGUGUGAGGUGAUUCGACCGGAGCCGUGGGGCCCUAUUCGGCAGACGCAUUCCAUAGAAGUUCAAUAUUCCCCAACUGUCAAGACUAUCCCGGAUGAUGGUUUCGUGGAGGUCCGCAAGGGGGAGUACGUGGACAUAGGCUGUGACGCCACCGGUACACCAACACCCGUCGUCAAUUGGAAGAAAAACGGUGAACCCUUGGCACUGCUGGAGCCCCGCUCGCGGCUGCGGUUCAAGGCGGAGCAUCGCCUGCUGGCGGGCGUGUACGAGUGCCGCGCCACCAACGGAGUGGGCGACCCCGUCACUGCUGACAUCAGGGUCGUGGUGCUGGACGCGCCGGUAGUAAUAGCGGAGCGCUCGUUCGUCCACACGGCGAUAGGGCUGCGUGCGUCACUCGCCGCGCACGUGCUGUUCGCUGCGCCGCCCGCCACGCACGCCUGGUACCGACACGGCAGGCCGGUGCGGACCGACGACAGGGUGGUGAUGAUGGUGCAAGACAACGUGCACCAGCUGAUCUUCCGCACGGUGAGGAAGUCCGACCUCGGCAACUACACCUUCCGCGCCGAGAACAAACUCGGCAUGGCCGAUGUGCAGUUCAAACUCACUGGGGUGCCAAACGUGGCUUCUUUUAAAGUGGAGCAUGCACUAAACAAAGCUACCCCUGUGAGCUUCACCCUGGUCUGGGAGGUAGAUUCAUACUCCACUAUCAUAGAGUACAACCUCUGGAUCCGUCCGUACUACGGCCGGUUGAGUACGGAACCCGAUUCGUUCACGACAGAGGCGCCCUCUAACCGCUGGGUCAAAAUUGUAGUCGGCGGGGACUCCACCGAAGGGCCCAUACACAGCGCCGUCUAUACUGUACGGGGGCUCACGCCUUCCACUGUCUACGAAGCUAUUGUCACGUCUAGGAAUAGAUUUGGCUGGAGUAAACCUUCUGCGAUUCUGCACUUUGCAACAGAACCUGGAGCCGGGCGUCAAAUUCCUUCGACAUCCGACUAUUCGGAUGUAUCACCAGUACUGGAAGAAUUGGAGCCGGAAGUACAUAACAUAUCACAGGCACAGGUUUUUGAACACGUUAGCGAAAGUUCUGUCGGAGCGCGGGAAACUUCCACGGCCAUCUUGAUCUUGGUCGCCAUUUUGUUUUUCUGCAUCAGUUGACUGACUAUUUUCAUGCUGAAUAUAAAGUGUUCUUCCUACCUUCUUGUAUGAAUUUACUAUUGUAGUGUUGGAAAGAGUUGGAAAUAGUUGGAAUGGAAUGGAACUGUUUUCUCAUCAUAGUAUCUUUAAACGAUUUUUGGUUGACAAUUUUCCCUUUUUUGUCAAAGGAAACGGAUCUUUCUAUGUCGGGUGGAAGUUAGUCUUCGGCGGACUCCAUUUUUUGUGAAACGUAGAAGGGCACUAAAUUGUAAAUCGUUUGACAAAAAACUAGAAUUUAUUUAAUCUCAGUUUUUUAAUAAUAAUUUUAAUAUAAAAUUCUACAAUUAUUUAUUGGCAAGUUUAUGUAUGUAUUUUUUGUUGAUAAAAAAUUAAACAUAUUCUAUUCAAUAGGUAACUAAAGCAGUGAUAAUGGUUCUGUUAAUCUUUCACAUUACAUUAUAAGGUAUUAUUCUCUGGGAUAUCUUUUUCAAGAAAAAUCAAUCAUAAAUUCACCAGGAUUUCACGAAAAUCAUGCAUGCAUGAGUGUUAGCUCUAAGUCUUCGAUUAACAAUUCUCUAGUUAACGGGUCAGCGCGUAAAAUCCGCCUCGGUAAAUAUGUAUAGCCUCACUUGAGGAGUGAUACCAAUCUUAUUUUAAAUUAGUGCGGUUAAUACAAAAAGAAGUAACUCGCUGGCCAAUGACUGGUAAAAAUAUUAUAUAUUGUGGGUCAUAAGGUUGAUUUCACAUUUUCCUUUUUUCACCUUUAUAAUUUUUUCUAAGUUUCGGAUAUCUUUAUAUAUAUAAUUCUUCUGGGAGUGUGUAUGUCACUGAACUUCUCUUAAACGACUGGACCGAUUUUGAUGAAAUUUUUUGUGUGUGUUCAAGGGGAUCUGAGAAUGGUUUAGAUUCACAAUUUUGUCCGCUGGACAACCCCUAUUUUUUUA
Chilo suppressalis (striped riceborer) is the source of this 2768-nucleotide messenger RNA. NCBI's taxonomy places the organism in Eukaryota, Metazoa, Arthropoda, Insecta, Lepidoptera, Crambidae. The record is from the annotation of a GenBank genome assembly.